AUGGAGAACCAAAAGACUACACAGCACAUCGAGCGACUCACGCAAAGGUUCGCAGAUGCAAUUAAUGGACGAGACUUCGAUCUCUCAUCGCCCGCCUGGGAUAACGUCGCCAAAGGGUUUGCUGCUGAGGCCGAAUACCCUCAUUUCCCCAGGAAAUUGGAAUUGCCAGAGCUGUUCGACAUGUUGCGGAAUCUGACUGCGGUCUUCCCAGACUACGUUCUUCGUCUCAAGGAGCUCAACACGACGGUGUAUGAGAAAGCACGCCACGCGGAAGUCUUCAUGAAGGUUGAAGUGGAAGGUGCGCCUGAAGGUGUUACCAAGCAAGGCGUUGGCAUUCUCGUCUACCGAUUGAUUGAUGAGAAGUGGUGGUUGGUAGAACAUCGAACAGCCUCAGGCAUGGACAUGACCGGGCGAGAAUAG
Messenger RNA from Zasmidium cellare ATCC 36951, 420 nucleotides. RefSeq lists its product as uncharacterized. The coding region runs from base 1 to 420 and encodes 139 amino acids. Lineage: Eukaryota; Fungi; Ascomycota; Dothideomycetes; Mycosphaerellales; Mycosphaerellaceae. The transcript has a single exon. The record is from RefSeq and is a predicted model, not a curated record.